Molecule: messenger RNA, 1581 nt
Organism: Aspergillus sclerotioniger CBS 115572
Lineage: Eukaryota; Fungi; Ascomycota; Eurotiomycetes; Eurotiales; Aspergillaceae
Product: Zn(II)2Cys6 transcription factor domain-containing protein
Exons: 4
Coding region: 1-1581 (526 amino acids)
Biological process (GO): regulation of DNA-templated transcription
Molecular function (GO): DNA-binding transcription factor activity, RNA polymerase II-specific; zinc ion binding
Source: RefSeq, a predicted model, not a curated record
AUGGGGGGCAUUCCAUUCCGAUCAACAGGCUGCAAUACGUGCCGGCGACGGAAAGUCAAGUGCGACGAGGCAAAGCCGCAAUGUAAUCGCUGCACCAAGAAUGGCCAUGUCUGCACCGGCUAUGAGCGGAAGAGGGUCUUCAUCCACAAGUCCCCCGAGGCCAUCGAGGAGGGCGAUCUGAAGCUCGUCCGCCGCCCCAAGCCAACCCCCGGGAAGAUUGCCGACCGUCAAUUGACGCAAGUGGAGCCGGAGCUCCCUCGUUUGAGUCUCAAUGCAGCGGUCCGAUCGCAACUGCUCACCUCCUUCAUAGAGACAUUUCUUCCUACGUCAAGGAACCUGCAAGAUGGCACCGAUCCAAACAUCCUUGAAUCUCUCCCCGGGCUAUGUGGAAAUAGUCCUCUUCUGGAUAAAGCGGUCAUGUCGCUCUCCUCCGCUUUUCUUGCGAAACAACACAAGGAUGAUCGGUUACUUUGGUAUAGUACGAAGCUCUAUAGCACCUCAAUGGAGGUCAUGCAUGGCAGGAUCAGGUCUGGCAAAGGUCUUGGUCAAGAUGUUCUAUACACAACAGUAAUAUUUCAGUUAUAUGAAUUGAUCCACUCGUCACCUCCGGGGUUCAUGGCAUGGAUAGCACAUGUGCAAGGCAGCAACGCAAUCAUCGAUCAGUGUGCUAGCCAGAAAGAGGAGACUGUCGCAGAGAAGCUGUUCCAACGUCAACUCAAAUUCGUCACUUUAUGUGAUGCCGUGGGGAGGCGCAAGGCUGCCACUCUCUACAAUGUGCUGACUUCGCGAGAUCGCUCAGCACGGGGCUCGGCAGAGCUUGAGCCAAUUGAUGAGCUGACGGACAUCUUAGCCGAAUGCUCCGCUCUUAUAGAACGAGUAGACAGCUUCAUCGAGCAAGCUCUGGAGAGCCCUAAACAUGAUAGGAAGACUGGUGAAAAGUUGCUGCGCUCUUGCUUGUCACUGGAAGAAAAGCUUCACCGCGCAUGUCUCAAGAUGCAGAAGAAACUUGGAACGCCAUCGACUUUCCCUCAUGACGCGCCCUUGCGAGAAGGUUUCAGAGCACAUCUUGCCACCGGUUUAUUCUCCGAUGCCUUUCAAUUUGCUUCUUUGCCCUGCGCCGAAUCGCACCUUAUUUAUUGGGCCACUCUGAUACUACUGUAUCCGCUAGUUGAUCAGCUUCUCGGCGUCCUUGGCUGUCCCAGAACCGAUGUUACACCUUCCCCGUCUUGUCCCACUCAUUUUCAGACGAAUAAGGAUUCUCCAUUGAGCUCUGGUGUGGCCGUGGAUUUCACAGCCCUGGCUGAGCACUAUGCCGACCAGGUCUGCCGUUCAGUUAUGUACUGUACACAGCCUGAAAUGAAGACCUUGGGCGCACAACACCUGCUUGCUCCUCUCAGCCAGUGUGCGCAGUUCUUCCAGGUCCAAGGAUUAACGCAAAAGUACGAGUGGUGCCAGGGGGUGUUUAUGCUCCUUGAUUCGCUAGGUCUAGGAAUCGCCCCGUUACUGAAGGACAUGAUAUGGCCCCGGUACCGUUCCGCUCAGUCACGUAGAUCGUUGUCGCCCGUGGAAGAGGUACCAUGA